Messenger RNA from Danio rerio (zebrafish), 2005 nucleotides. RefSeq names its product ectonucleotide pyrophosphatase/phosphodiesterase 6 (gene enpp6). NCBI's taxonomy places the organism in Eukaryota, Metazoa, Chordata, Actinopteri, Cypriniformes, Danionidae. The record is from RefSeq and is marked validated.
AUUUAGUUUCUGUCCGCUUAGUGAGUGAGUGAGCGGCCCAUCAGAUGGAGAGUUUAUCCUGAAUCAGCAGAUGAGUGUGUCCAUCUCUCUCUCGGUCUCUCAGUCAGUCAGUCUCUCUCAGGACAGCAGCAUCAUGACUCGAACACUCCUCAAAAUCUACACCCUCUUCAUCCUCCUCCUGUGCCGACAGUGCGACGCAAACCGCAAACUCCUGGUGUUUCUGAUCGACGGAUUCCGCCACGAUUAUAUGGACGAUUUACACAACUUGCCCGGCUUUCGAGAGAUCGUGGAAAACGGCGUCAAAGUGGAUUACCUGACUCCAGACUUCCCGAGUCUGUCCUAUCCGAACUACUACUCUCUAAUGACCGGACGCCACUGCGAGGUGCACCAAAUGACUGGGAAUUACAUGUGGGACACAGACACCCAGAAGGAAUUCCUGAUCGGAACCAAUCCGGACAGCCGUCUGCCCAUGUGGUGGGAUGGAUCAGAGCCGCUGUGGGUCACCAUGCAGAAACUAGGGAAAAAAGUCUAUAUGUACUACUGGCCAGGUUGCGAAGUGACCAUUCUCGGAGUCAGACCUACGUUCUGUGAGGAAUAUGUGUACAAUCCUUCAGAGAAAAACCUGACGGACUCAAUGGAGAACGCUCUCAAUGCGCUAAAGAGCAGUAAAGCAGACAUGGCUGGCAUUUAUUAUGAGAAGAUUGAUGUGGAAGGGCAUCACUUUGGGCCUCGCUCUCCGGAAAUACAGCGCGCCAUUCGCUCCCUGGAUCAGGCUUUCCAGAUUCUCAACCAGAAAAUCAGGGAGAAGAAUAUGAGGGAUACUAUAAACGUGGUGCUGUUUUCUGAUCAUGGCAUGACGCAGCUGAAGUGGAUGGAGAAGAUCAUUGAACUGGACAACUACAUCGACAUGUCCCACAUCAUUAAAAUGAUGGACAGAGGGCCCGUGGUCAGUCUGUGGCCCAAACAGGACAAGUUUGAGGAGAUUUAUCAGAACCUGAGCACAGCGGACAACAUGAACGUUUAUAAGAAACACGACAUCCCAGACCGUUUUCACUACAAGAAUGGGCAGUUCGUCUCGACGCUAACGCUAGUCGCAGAGCCUGGAUGGUUUAUCACAGAGAAUAAAGCCAAACUGCCCUUCUGGAACAACGGCACAGAAGCAGCUGAGGGCUGGCAACACGGCUGGCACGGCUAUGAUAAUGAGUUUGUGGACAUGAGGGGAUUUUUUCUGGCACAGGGACCAGACUUCAAGAGCAACUACCGUGCGGGUCCCAUCCGAACAGUCGAUGUGUAUAAUGUCCUGUGUAAGACGCUGGGGAUGAAUCCUCUCCCGAACAAUGGCUCGUGGUCCCGUGUGGAGUGUAUGAUGAGGAGCUCUGCUGCUACGGCCGGAGCUUCACUGAUCUCCUGCUGUUUCCUGCUGCUCCUCGCGCUCACCGGCGUCUGCUAACAUUCAUCCAGGUUCACCAGUAAUCAACACACCUGAUAAACCCCAGGAAAAACAUUGGUAUCAGCUUUUUUAAUUUGCUGCGCUGCCUCUAUUUUUGGAGCUGUACAUAUCACCCGGUGCUGAUGGAGUUGAAGAAACGAUUGGCCCUUUUGCACAUUUUCUUUCUCUGAAAUGGGAUGACCUUUGAGAUUUAUAUUUUAGUAAGGUGAUCUCUGUGUUCUCCAAAUGUUUUCUGUCGUCUCGUGAAUAAUUAAUGUAGCCUGUCCAACAUAGGCUUAUUCUGAAAAUGUAUCCCUAUAUACAUUUUUGGAGAUCGCGACUUAUGUAGCCAGAGGUACGUAUGGCAGCAUUUAGUCUUUAAAACGAAUGCUAGGGGGCGGUAUGACGUCAUUCCUUUUCACGCUAGCAGCUGACCACUUACCUCUGAAUGGACGGCUUUUCCCCGUUACCAGUUUAUCCAGUAGCUCGCCUUGCACGUCGGCGGACUUGAAAUGCAGUGAGUUGACCACGAUGAUUGGGUGUCCGGUGAAGAAUGGUUGUAGAAAGCAGGUAAGA